This is a messenger RNA of Nannochloropsis gaditana CCMP526, 234 nucleotides long. RefSeq lists its product as uncharacterized. The transcript is spliced from 3 exons. The record is from RefSeq and is a predicted model, not a curated record. The annotation marks the transcript as partial.
AUGGAAGGCGGAAACCACAAAUGUAUCAAGACGGCCCAGCAGCAGCGGAGCCUCGCCGAGGAGACGGCCAUCCGGCGCAGGGAGAUGGAGGAAGAAAUCCAGAUCCAACGCACCGCGCGCGAACGAGCAUCGACAGCUUCACGUCUUCAACAGAAGAUCGGAUCGAGGGUGGAAGGGUUGCAGAAGGAGUGGGAGGGGAAGGUGGAGGAGAACUUCGACUGGAUUUUGAAGGAG